Messenger RNA from Drosophila elegans, 980 nucleotides. Its product is annotated as tubulin polyglutamylase complex subunit 2. The record is from RefSeq and is a predicted model, not a curated record. The transcript has 4 exons. Gene Ontology annotation, biological process: protein polyglutamylation. The coding region runs from base 92 to 961 and encodes 289 amino acids. NCBI's taxonomy places the organism in Eukaryota, Metazoa, Arthropoda, Insecta, Diptera, Drosophilidae.
GUUUAUACCGUAGCAGCUUACAUAUGUAUAUAUAAACAAAUCUGACGUAUAAAUUGAGCAGAAUUUUUUCUGAGACACAAAUUAUUUGACGAUGAACAAGAAGCUAUCGCCAGAGGAUGCAUUUUACGAAAACCUGACCUUGGGCCUUAUAAGAACCCUAUCCAAUGUGCCGCGAGUGUGUAAUGUGACUCUGGAGCGACGACAGCCACUGAACGCCUGCCAGGUGGUGAAUUGGGAGCAGAGGCACUGCGUCUACCUCCCGGAAGACAUGAAGAAGUUCUACCUAUCCUCUGAUGGAUUCAUUCUGAACUGGAGCUACCAAUAUGCACCCAACGAUAUCCGCCGGGUGGGUCACAUCCACUUUCCACACCUGCUGCAGGUAACCCUUCUGCGUGAGAAUAUCGAAACUACGGCCAGCCACUCCAGCAAUUCAACGGUUUUGCCCACUAGCAACUCGGAUUCUCUGGCGGCGGCUAGUAGCUCGCAAUCCCUUCCAGCUUCAGUUGCCGCCGGCAAGGACAAGUGGGGCAACGCAACACCUAUUAUAACUGCCAAGUCAAAGAUAUUCGAAAUCAACAAUGUGAACGAGGUAGCUAAGGUGUGCAUGCUGUACGAAUCCACAAGCUCCAACAAUCCAAAGUUUUAUCUGCUGGAGCUGAGCACUCUCAGCUGGCAGUUUUUGGCGGACACUUUCAGCGAAUACCUGCGGAUGGCCAUCGCUCAUCUGGGACUGCCCUACUGGGAGCUGUGCUUCUCCACCUGCGGCCUGCCAUCUUGGACGGAGCAGCUGUUCCUGCUUCUGGCGCCUCAUCUCCUCGAAGAACACGAGCAAAGACGAGGGCGUGUGUUGAAUCCCGCCUGCGAGCAUCCAUACAACAUCAUCGACCCAAACAUUUUCCGGGGCAAACCGAAAAGCGUGGCCAAAGCGGUGACCAGCAGCACUAAACAAAAUCAUAAGUGACUUUCAGUAGAAAAGUAAA